Pelobates fuscus (common spadefoot toad) is the source of this 854-nucleotide messenger RNA. RefSeq names its product glutamine amidotransferase-like class 1 domain-containing protein 3, mitochondrial. NCBI's taxonomy places the organism in Eukaryota, Metazoa, Chordata, Amphibia, Anura, Pelobatidae. The coding region runs from base 82 to 756 and encodes 224 amino acids. The record is from RefSeq and is a predicted model, not a curated record. The transcript has 4 exons.
AAGACACGACUCCAUAGCACAGAAGUACACUACUCUACUUCCUUCAGUUACAGCAGUAAUCGCAUACUCUGUUUUGAAAUCAUGUCUAAGAAGGUUGCCGUGAUCCUUUCUGGCUGCGGGGUGUACGAUGGGAGUGAAAUUCACGAAUCGUCUGCUACUUAUGUUCAUUUGAGCAGAGCUGGUGCUGUGACUCAGUUCUUUGCACCUGACAUUGAUCAGAUGCAUGUGGUGGACCACGUGAAAGGAAAGCCAACAGAAGAGAAACGUAAUGUCCUCACCGAGAGUGCACGAAUUGCCCGAGGGAACAUUAAGGACCUAAAAGACCUGAACGUCAGUGACUAUGAUGCACUUAUAAUACCAGGAGGCUUUGGAGUUGCUAAAAACCUUUCUUCCUGGGCUGUGGAAGGAAAAGAUUGCUCUGUUGAAAAAGCAGUAGAAAGGGCUUUCAAGGGAUUUCAUGCUGCCAAAAAACCCAUUGGCCUGUGUUGCAUAUCACCUGUUCUGGCAGCUAAGCUCCUUCCUGGGUGUGAAGUCACUGUUGGCUGUGAUACUGAGUGUGAAAAAUGGCCAUACGCUGGUACAGCUGGUGCCAUCAAAGAUCUUGGCUGUAAACACGUCAAUAAAGAAGUCCAUGAGGUUCACGUGGAUAAGAAAAACAAACUAGUUACCACCAGCGCUUUCAUGUGCAACAGUCCUAUUCAUGAAAUCUUUGAUGGCAUUGGAGUCUUUGUUACUGAUGUCCUGAAACUGAUUUAAAACAGAUAUUUUCUAAAAAAAAAAUUUUUUAAUGUCCCAAAUGUUCUAAAAUCCAAUGUAUUUAUUUAACCAAAAAUAAACAGUCAAACGUUACAAAA